Molecule: messenger RNA, 2554 nt
Organism: Actinia tenebrosa (Australian red waratah sea anemone)
Lineage: Eukaryota; Metazoa; Cnidaria; Anthozoa; Actiniaria; Actiniidae
Product: coiled-coil domain-containing protein 13
Biological process (GO): non-motile cilium assembly; cytoplasmic microtubule organization
Cellular component (GO): centriolar satellite
Source: RefSeq, a predicted model, not a curated record
AAAAUGGCGUCGAAAACAAAUCUUCUGUUAUAAACAAAACGGCUAUAAAACCCUACUAUUAUGAGCGUUCAGGACUCAGAGACUCUCAGACAGCAAUUCAAGCUGAUACAAGAACAACAGCAGAAAAAACUUCUCGCUAGAAAGCAAAAAAAGCUGAAGAAUUCGACCAAAGAGUCGGAUGAAACGCCAGUGGUAUCCAAGAACAACUGGGAACCUGAAGACGAUUUGGAUUUGAGGCUUGACACAGUUAUUACAAAUGGAGAAGAACUAAAUGUUCACAGUCAACUACAAGAAUUACAGCAAUCUCUCAGAAUCCUAAAGGAUGAAAAUGGAAGAUUGUACAAGCUUCUUGGUGAAAGAGAUGAAGAAAUGCGUAUUAUCAGGAAGCAGAGGGAUAACGAAAGAAAGGCUUUAGCAGGAACAGGAGUUGCUGCAGAUACUGCAGCAGGUAAGAUAGUUGAGUUAUCCAAAAAGAACCGUGAGCUGUCUGCAGAUCUUCAGAGUGAGAAAAACAAGGUCAGGCAAUUAACAAGAAAGGUUCAGGACCUUGAAUCUCAAGUAAAAUUAUUUGAAGCAAGCAAUGUGCCACAGACACCUAAGGAUGAUGGAAAUGGUCUUUCUUCUGAGGAAGCAAAAGCCCUUCAAGAAAAACUCAAAAGUACAACUUCUAAAAUGUCAGAAUAUAGAAAUCAGUGUGAGGGGCUGAAGAAAGAACUGAAGGUCACUCAUAAGGUACUCAGUAAAGAAUUAGGAGAACAUGUCAAUGUAGCCUCACUGCUGAAUGAUACAAGUGGAUGGAGAGGAAGGCAACAACAGAUAAACUCUUUGCAAAAUAAGGUUGCAGAGCUAAAAGGCCAGCUCCAAGAGGUAGCACGCAGUGGAUCGACAUUAUCCAGUAGUUAUCUCCUUCGAUCUUCCAUGGCCACACCCUCCUACUCAUCAUCACAGUACGAUGACAAACACAAAUCUGUGCUUAGAAAAAUCGAGAAGGAGAAGAAAGAUUCUUUAGAAAAAACAAAAGAGGAAUUUGACAAACUGAGUGAAGAACACAGCCACGUAAAACAAAAACUGGAGGCAUCAAAAGCGAGAAAUAAAGUACUGGCGAACGAUCUGAAAAUGAUCAAGUCACAAAACAAGACGCUGUUGGAGAAAGGCGCUCACGACGAUGAGCUGGUUGCAGCGCUUAUGAGAGAGCAACAGCAACUCAAAGAAGCCUAUAAAAAACCGUCAUCUUCCCCACCCCCCCAACCCCAAGUCAUUGUCACCCAAGACAACACGAUGAUCAAUCAUUUGAGACAAAUAUGUCAACAACGAGACGAACGCAUAAAACAACUGGAACAAGAACUUGAAGACCUCAAACAAACGUUACAAAAUGAAAUCAUGGAGAGAGAGAAUCAAGAUCACAAGCCCCGUCCACAGACCGUGUCUGUUGGCUGUUGUACCGAAAAUCAGCCCACCCUCCCCUCCCAUUCAUCCAGCGAUACGAGCAUCAACCGCUUGGUAUUGGAGGAGAAAGAAAUGCAAAGUUUUAGUAAUAAUGAUGCAGCGCCUGGAACGCCAAACCGAAGAAACGUUCCUCUAAGGAAUGGAUUAAACAGUCCAUCAUCUCGGAACGGUAAAUCAAGGUAUUCGAUUCCUCCGACACCUCCGAGUGCGGGUCGACUGAGCAGCGGACGACGGAAUAGUGCUAGUAACAGUGAGGAGGUUCAUGGUUUGAGAUGUCAGGUUCAAGAGUUCAAGUCCUUACAUCAGGCUGCUGAAGUUGAACGAGAUAGACUACUAGAACUUGUAUCGCUAUUACAAAAACGGAUUAACGAGGAAAGUUCAAAAUGCUUAGACGUGACAACAAAGUUUCAAGAACAACGAAGAAUGAAUGCUCAUAUGGAGAAACAAUUAGGGAGAGUACAGUCUACCACAAAGAUACAAAAUACGGCUAAGAACAAAGUUAGGGGUUCGUCAUCGCAGAAAUUUACUGAUGAUUCCGAAGAAUUAGAAGAAACAAAAACUUGGCUUGAGAUUCAAAAGGACGAAAACGAUGAUCUCAAAGAAGCUUUAAAUUCCACUCUGAAAGCAAAAGAAGAAGAUCUCAAAUACUACCAAGACAUGAUGGAACAAACCAAGAAAAUAUUCCUCCAGGGUCUGCGUCAGUUUAGACAAGGCUCAGCCCCCAGCUGACAUCCACCGCGGCUAAUUACAGCGAUAAACUACAAAUCUUAAGUAAUCCCUAAUAGUUAAUUACCCUGAAAGUGGGUUUUUUGAUAUUUAUUGGUCUGCUCAAGGAUUUGGGGCGCCAUGUAUGUGGGGUUAUCUCAUAAGCUUUCUUAAUUGACGAGACGGCGUCCACUUAUAAAGUCGUUGAGGUAAUUUCUGCGGAGUAAACUUGUAAAAUAAUAAUGUCAUAUAGAAGUGUCGUCUGUUUCGUGGGCUUAUUUUGUACAAUUUUAAAAAUGUUUUCACGAUCAGUUUCUAUGCACAGAAGACUUGGUAUAGAUGCUAUGAUUUAGAGUGUAUGCAAUAAAGUGGUUUUCCCUACGGUAUGUUACCGUAUCUCUAA